GCUAUAACAAAGUCGUUUAUAUAAAUAAAUACCUAUAUGGGUUUCUCGCGUUUUAUUUAAAGUUUUCUGAAAAAAUCACGUUAGUAUUGCUUUGUCGUCGCAUCUAAUAAGAACUACUGUCUGCAAUACAUAUUUCCUGUCAAAAUGUGGGAAUCGAUAUUAACAGUGAUAGUUACAACUAUCGUCAUUUGUGUCUCCUUCUAUCAUGUUGUCACAAAAAAUAAUGGUUAUUUCAAGGAACGAGGCGUCGUGUUUGUGAAACCAACAUUUUUCUUGGGAUCUCUUGCUUCUGCGAUAACCAAGAAAAAAAGUUACAUGGAAGUGUACAUUGAAAUCCUUAAAAAUCAUCCUGAACAAGGUUUUGUGGGAAUUUUCGACUUUCUAAAACCUCUCUACAUUUUGAAAGAUCCUGAACUCAUUAAACAGGUUUGCAUCAAAGACGGUGACAAUUUCCUCGAUCAUCGUUUCACAGUAGAUCCCUCUGUUGAACCAAUUGUCGGAAGAAAUCUCUUUGCCAUCAAAGGAAAUCGUUGGCGAAAAAUGCGAAAAGUUCUUUCGCCGGCAUUCAGUUUGGCAAAAAUGCGUUUUAUGUUCCAACUAAUUCGCGAAUGUGCUGAAAGAACCGUUGCUUAUGUAGAUUUGCACGAAAAUAGUUUUGAAUUUGAAGCAGUUGAUUUCUUGAGUCGUUUUUCAAAUGAUAUUAUUGCAACAACUGCCUUUGGAUUGGAAGUAAACUCGCUGAAAGAUCCCAAAAAUGAUUUUUACAAACAUGGAAGGAUAAUUUCUUGUUUGGCAACUGUUUUGUUCACGCUGAAAUUUAUUCUGUCAAAUACUUUGCCUUGGAUAAUGAAAUCGCUGAAAAUUACAAUUUUGGAUAAGGAAUCGGUAACGUUUUUCCGAAAUAUAAUUUUGAAAACUUUGCAUGAACGUGAAAAUACAAAAAUUUCGAGGCCUGAUUUGAUUCAUUUGCUGCUUGAGGCAAAAAAUAAAGGUCGAAUUUUAGAAGAAAAUGAAACGGAAGAAAUUUUUGAAAAAACUUCGAACUUAAUUGAUUGGACUGAGGAUGAUUUCGUUGCUCAGUGUCUUGUAUUUUUUAUGGCGGGAUUCGAAACGAGUAGCAUGACAAUGACAUUCAUGUCUUAUGAAUUAGCUCUCAAUAAAAACAUUCAAAAUCGUUUGCAUGAAGAAAUAAUAACAGCUUGGGAUAAUUUAGGAGAUCGUCAUCCAACGUAUGAAGACAUCAAUAAAUUAAAGUACUUAGAUAUGGUUUUAUCAGAAACUCUUCGAAAAUGGACUCCCGUUACAGGCGUUGAUCGAGUAUGCUCAUCUCCAUACGUUCUCGAAGAUUCCUCGGGACAAAGUGUAACACUGAAUGUUGGCGAUGCCGUUUUUAUUCCGCUUAUUGCACUCCAUCACGAUCCCAAUUUUUUUGCUGAACCUGAGAAAUUUGAUCCCGAAAGGUUUUCUGAUGAGAAUAAAGAUGCAAUUGUUUCAGGAGCAUAUUUACCGUUUGGUAUUGGGCCUCGUUAUUGUAUUGGAAAUCGUUUUGGAUCAAUGGAAAUUAAAACUUUCUUCUUUUAUAUGUUGCGAAAAUAUGAAAUUGACUUUGUGAAAGAAACAGAAAAUUCAAUUAAAGUUAAAUUGGGCUCUUUUAACGUUACACCCGCAAAUGAUUUGCAUUUGAAAUAUCGUUUAAGAAGAUAAAAUUACGAAAUUUAUUCGAUUUUUUUAAUAUAUAGUAAUAAAUCAUCUAUUAUUAUAAGUAGUUUUACAUUAGAUUUUGUUCACUUUUUUAUUUUGUAAGAUUUUUCAUUAGAAUUAUUGCACUAACUUGACCUUCAACUUGUUCUCAGGUCAGAAAUACGAAAUGGCUUAAUGCACAGUAGCUAGACGAUUUUUAUUGGUAAUAAAAUGCAUUUUUACGCAUCAC
This is a messenger RNA of Culicoides brevitarsis, 1930 nucleotides long. Its product is annotated as probable cytochrome P450 9f2. The transcript is spliced from 3 exons. The record is from RefSeq and is a predicted model, not a curated record. Lineage: Eukaryota; Metazoa; Arthropoda; Insecta; Diptera; Ceratopogonidae. The coding region runs from base 145 to 1704 and encodes 519 amino acids. Gene Ontology annotation, molecular function: monooxygenase activity; iron ion binding; heme binding.